Brienomyrus brachyistius is the source of this 1707-nucleotide messenger RNA. RefSeq names its product N-acetyllactosaminide beta-1,3-N-acetylglucosaminyltransferase 3-like. Gene Ontology annotation, cellular component: membrane. The coding region runs from base 411 to 1556 and encodes 381 amino acids. The transcript is spliced from 3 exons. Gene Ontology annotation, molecular function: hexosyltransferase activity. Lineage: Eukaryota; Metazoa; Chordata; Actinopteri; Osteoglossiformes; Mormyridae. The record is from RefSeq and is a predicted model, not a curated record.
ACUCGCUGGUUUGUGACCAAAAUAGGCAGUGUCUGUGCCAGGGAGGGAAAGCUGACAAGCACGCUCACUGCGCACAAAUAUUAAAAACAUACAUGGACAAAUUAAAAUUACUUUGAAAGGGACAUUAGCGCUGCAUGUCGCUUUACCACUAGGAGGGGCUCCAAACAGUAAGCUGGGCAAAUGUGAAACUGCGGGUCAGCUGAAUAUCUGGCUGGAACAAGUUUCCUGUGAGGCGACCCAUAGUUUUCCUCACAACGCUGGCGAUGGUGGAUGAAUGGAAGCAGGAAGCUCUGCUAAGGUGCCGCAUCGCCGCUGACGGGGGCAUUUCCGAGCGCCUGAGGAUCAUCCCAGCAGCCAGCGUCUGUCUGAGCAGGAGGUCUCCGGGAGGCGGCCCGCUGGCAGGUUAAAAGAUGAGGCGGUCAUCAAGUUUCUUGGAAAUUGCUGCUUUGUUUGUGAUUUCUGCCUUGUGCUUGUUCAUCAUUUUCAAAAAAGAUUUGUUGCCUCAUGACACACUUAAAUUCUCAACCAAUGAACAGCCACCUCAGAAUCACAUCCCCAUGCCUGCCCGUAAGUUCAGUUAUCAUUGGGAACCAUGUACCCGGAAUGACUCCGCUCACAGCAUUCCAGGAUUUUCUACUCUCCCAGGUCACAUUCAGAACUUCCUCUAUUAUCGUCACUGUCGGCAUUUUCCGAUGCUGCUGGACGUGCCUCACCUCUGUGGAGCUACACCAGAGGAGUCUGCCAACGUCUUUUUGCUGUUAGUGAUAAAGAGUUCUCCCUUGAACUACGAUCGACGUGAAGUGCUGAGGAAAACUUGGGCAAAAGAGCGUCUGCAGGAUGGAGUGUGGAUCCGGCGGGUGUUCCUCUCGGGGGUCUUCGGCAGUGGCGAGGAGCAGCGUAAACUGAACAAGCUGUUGUGGCUGGAGCACCAGGAGAACAAUGACAUUCUGCAGUGGGACUUUAACGACUCCUUCUUCAACCUGACCCUGAAGCAGGUCCUCUUUUUAGAGUGGAUGAUGAGGAACUGUCCUCAGGUCCACUUCCUGCUAAAUGGAGACGACGACAUCUUUGCAAACACAGACAAUAUGGUGGAAUAUCUUCAGAACCUGAAGGAUAACGAUGGGAACAAACACCUUUUCACUGGUCACCUCAUUCACUACGUCGGGCCCAUCAGAGAACCUGGAAGCAAGUACUACGUUCCUGUCCAAGUUCAGGAGUCCAAUUCAUACCCACCGUACUGUGGUGGUGGAGGGUUCCUCCUGUCUGGUUUCACCGCUACAGUUAUAUACAACAUGUCUCACAGUAUCGACCUUUUGCCAAUUGACGAUGUGUAUAUGGGAAUGUGUCUGGAAAAGGCUGGGUUGGAGCCGGUGUCUCACUUUGGGGUUAGGACAGCGGGGUUACACGUCCCAUCGCUAAAGGCCGAUAAACUUGACCCCUGUUAUUAUCGAGAGAUCAUGCUGGUGCACAGAUUCUUGCCGCAUCAGAUUUUCACCAUGUGGCACGAGAUCCACGACCCAAAGCUUAAAUGUGGCAAAUCCCACAAUGUCAUCUGACUGCUGCUCAGGACCAUUUGUCAUUUGUUAAAUAUGAUUUCUGUAGUUUUUUAGGUACUUUGUAUGGGAUAUUGGUUUUGUAUUGUCUGUUUUUUCCUGUGAUUUUUCUAUAUUAAAUAAAUAAUGUAUUGAAAUUUGGUUAACUUAAGAA